CUGUAUCUUUUUAUAUUAUCUAGAUAUUGCAAAGAUUUAAUUGGUAGUUAUUUCUGUACCUCGCCCUUCCGACGACUGCCUAGGUGGCAUUUUCAGGACGUCACAAUUUUAGAAUGCCAAUCCAGGCGCCUCAAUGGACGGACUACCUCAAUUGUCCGGUGUGCUGUCGCGAGUUCGGUCCACCUCCCCGGAGCCCUAUCAGCCUUGCUUGCGGCCACACUCUCUGUAGACACUGCCUCAAACAUUUACAUAGAAAACAAUGUCCUUACGACCAGACUGUGAUCCAAAUAGAAUUGGAGGACUUGGUGGUGAACACGGCGCUGCUACAGCUGGCGGGCUACACGCCGCCCUCUCAGCCGUACCAUCCGCCGUGCAUACAGGCGUUGCCGGAAGUGGACCGGGAGGCGUACGAUGUGAUCGUACGCAGCAUGGAGCACCUCGCCGUUUACCUCAAGUAUUGCGGAAAUGUCAACAACGGUAUGGGCAGCCGCCUCUCGCGCCCGAUGCAGAGGAAGCUGGUGACAUUGCUGCAGUGCGCGAUGACAGACGAGGAGGGGCGAGAGAGAGCCGUUCGGGCGGCUCGCUCGCUCGGAGAGAGGACAGUCACAGAGCUCAUACUCCAACAUCAGAAUUCUCAGCAGCUAAGUGCCAAUUUAUGGGCGGCAGUCAGGGCACGCGGUUGUCAGUUCCUCGGCCCAGCAAUGCAAGAAGAGGUACUUAAAUUGGUAUUACUUGCACUUGAAGAUGGCUCAGCAUUGUCAAGAAAGGUGUUAGUGAUGUUUGUCGUCCAAAGAUUAGAGCCUCACUUCCCGCAGGCUUCCAAAACUAGCAUAGGCCACGUCGUCCAGCUCCUAUACAGGGCUUCUUGUUUUAAGGUAUCAAAACGCGAAUGCGACUCAUCACUAAUGCAAUUGAAGGAGGAGUUUCGCACGUACGAGUCGCUACGGCGGGAGCACGACGCCCAGAUAGUCCAGAUAGCGACGGAGGCCGGCCUCCGGAUAGCGCCGGACCAGUGGAGUGCGCUACUAUACGGCGAUACGACGCACAAGAGUCACAUGCAGAGUAUCAUUGACAAGUUGCAAACACCACAGUCGUUCGCACAAUCGAUCCAAGAGUUGUUCAUAGCACUGCAGAGGACUGGUGACCCGGCACAAUUAGGCACGAUGAGCAUACACCUCGAUAGGCUCGCAAACAUCGAUCCUAGUCCAGAUGCGAAAAGCCCAUCGUGGAGACAGUUGGCGGACGUGAUGGCUUCACUGAAGGAGGUGGUCUCCAGGUUAAUACAUUACCUGCAGCACCAGGCCAGUAAUCGCGACGCCAACCACAAUCCAAAGUAUGCCCCACAAGAACGCUGCAUCGAGCCUUCCACGAGCCAGCCAUCUCCGCAGACAGCGGUCUCCACGCCCACCCACACUAAGUACAAGGUGUCGAUGUGUAGGGACACCGCCAACCGCUCCUUCUGUCCACGUGGCAACACGUGCACCUUCGCACAUUCCGAAGAGGAGCUCGAGAGAUACCGAUCAACGAAUGCGACGAAUGGUAAUUACCCAUUCAUGACAGCACUACCGUCGACGAUACCGAUGCCGCCGCCGCCCCUACCGCCCAUAUCGCUGCCACAGCCGAUGUAUCCGCGGUUCCCGCUACCGCAACACCCGACUCACGCGCACAUGGAUAAUUAUAAUCAUCCACCAUCAAUGCCGGCGAUGCCCAAUCAAGCCUUGUCCUCUGAUAUACUGCCGAAUCCUGAUUUCCAGCCGGAUUCAGCGCACAACGUGGAUGGAAUUGCACCCUCAAAUUAUGCGUCGUCAAUGCUCCAUAGCCAGUCGCCAUUGGGAAUGAACCAAAACGGGAUAAUGAUAUCGGUCUCCGAACGGCCCUACUAUGGCCGUUUCAGUGGGAUCCUUACCAUACACGAGGAGCCCACGAACAAUCUCCAAUACACCAGGCCCGACUUCACCAGUCCAAUGUUCCAAACGCAAGCCUCAAAUAUGCCAUACCAAGCUGGGGAGCAGAACUUGGCGUCAUCAAUGACCAACAUCUUCGUCCCCAUUCAGCAUGAUCAGCCGAGGAACAUAAGUCCUUUCCCAUUCGAAGAUUUCCCAUCGGAUGACUAUCUCCUGCCGGACUACAGAGUGAAGCUCUCCCCAGCCUUUACUGGCACAGUGCAACUGGAGAGACGCCCGGAGCCCACCUGGCCGCCAGGGAACGAUUUGUUUCAUUUCGACAACAUGAGAAAUGCAAUGCCGCGUUGCUCCACCAAUCCUGAAGAUAUGUUCAACGUGACGGGCGACCGCCGGGCGGUUGGUGCGGACCGACUAGCGGUAGUGGCCGACAGGCUCGCAGUGGCCGCUACCUCUGAUUUAUCCAAUAGGGCUGAUGAUCAGGAGCUAGAAGAAGAACUACAAGCGUUGGAGCGACGCAUAGAUACGGAAUUCAAGAGUACAGACUAAAUAAGCAUACUGUGAUCCCUAUGGGCCCCUAAUACGUGGACAAACGCACCCACAUUCGUUUACUGAAGAUCUGUAUAGGUGACAGCAACCGAUAAGAGGUAAACAAACCUCAUUCAUAUAUCGGAGAGGACACUUUUUAUUUUGAACCAUAGACACGCCUUCCAUAUUUGAAUUUUAUUUUUACGUUAAGUUUUUCUCUCCGAGAUUUAUACAUGAAGUGUUACGUGAUUGAAUAGUUUUAUACACUUUUGUCACCUAUGGUAGUGCAACAAGUUAUGUGCAGUUUACAAGCCUAAAGAGUACACGAAUGAAUUUUUUUUUAUUUUAAAUUUAUUUUAUAUGAACUUUAAUAUUGCUUUUACAACUUCAUCAACGAUUUAUUUGUAAUAAUGUUAUAACCAAUAUUUAUCAUACCUUAAAUGUGAAAGUUGCAAAAGUGAUAUUGAAUAUGAAUAUAGUUGUUAAUUAUAUAAAUAUUAUAAUUAAUGAUUAUAGUAAUUAAUAAUAUAGUUAUGAAUGGUUAUGUUAAAGGAAAAAUGGUCGACCGAUGAACCUAACGUCACCGUCGCGUUCUUAUAUAUAU
Molecule: messenger RNA, 3033 nt
Organism: Galleria mellonella (greater wax moth)
Lineage: Eukaryota; Metazoa; Arthropoda; Insecta; Lepidoptera; Pyralidae
Gene: roq
Product: roquin-1
Exons: 16
Coding region: 114-2450 (778 amino acids)
Molecular function (GO): metal ion binding
Source: RefSeq, a predicted model, not a curated record